Molecule: messenger RNA, 1368 nt
Organism: Parastagonospora nodorum SN15
Lineage: Eukaryota; Fungi; Ascomycota; Dothideomycetes; Pleosporales; Phaeosphaeriaceae
Exons: 1
Coding region: 1-1368 (455 amino acids)
Biological process (GO): maturation of SSU-rRNA from tricistronic rRNA transcript (SSU-rRNA, 5.8S rRNA, LSU-rRNA)
Cellular component (GO): nucleolus
Source: RefSeq, a predicted model, not a curated record
AUGCCUGCCGCCGUAGCUUCACGCGCCCAGAAAAAUUCAAGAGCGACGCGCGAUAGUGCGCCGCCCGCGAAAAAGACGAAGCUCGCCCAAUCCCCCGCAGUCGCCCGCCCCAACGGCCUCAAGGCACUGGCAAACGGCACCGCAGCACAGAGGCCUGCGGCAAAGAUCAAUGGCGCCAAAAAUGCACGAAAGAGCCGAGUCGACGAAGCUACUGUGGUAGUCGGCGGCGGCCAAGCCGGUCAUGGUGACGUCGAUAUGGAAGAUGCGGAGCAGCCUGUAAUCGAGAUCAGCAGCGCUGAAGAAAGUGACGACGAAAGCGAUGAAGGCGAGUCUGAGGAGGACGUGCAAGCGGGCGCAAGCGACGAGGAUGCUGCACCUGCAGUCAACGGCCAUGCGCUUGAGGAAGACCGACCAGCCGACGACGAGAAUGCUGACGCCGAGGAACUAUCGUUCGGAGAACGUCUGCGCGCACAAGAGCCGGAGCCAGCCAGAGAAACUCGCAUUGUCGAUGUCGAGUCUGCAUUCGACGCCAGUGCAGAGUCCAAAGCCAUUGCGACAGCAUCGCAGGCCCGCACACUCGCGACCCCGUCAAUGAACACGCUGGGAACUGUCCUCACGCAAGCUCUCCGUACCAACGAUACAGACCUCCUCGAGUCCUGCCUGCGCAAUGUUGAUGUCGAUGCCAUCUACGCCACUGUCGAACGCCUACCAUCCCCACUUGUCGGCAACCUCCUACAAAAGCUUGCCGAGCGGUUACACAAGAAGCCCGGACGGGCUGGCAUGCUCAUGGUUUGGGUACAAUGGUCGCUUGCCGCACAUGGUGGCUACCUCGCCAGCCAGCCUCAACUCGUCAAGCAGCUCUCGACUCUUAACAAGGUGCUGAAGGAGCGUGCCAGCGGGCUACAGCCUCUGCUUUCCCUCAAGGGUCGCCUGGAUAUGUUACAAGCUCAACUCGACCUGAGACGGAGAAACCAAAGAAGGGCCGCGAAUGAUGACGAAGAUGAGGCUGUCAUUUACGUGGAAGGAGAAGACGACUACGUAUCGUCCGCAGAAGGAUCCGUGGAAGGCGAUGCGCCCUCCGGUGCACAAAAGCGAUUACGCGACGAGAUGGAGGACGAUGAUGAUAGCUCUGUCGACCAGAUGCCUACUACCAUGGAGGUUGAUGAAGAGUCUGAUGAAGGUAGCGAGGAUUCUGACAACCUCUUAGACGAUGAAGCGGAAGAGACGGAUGUUGACACUGGUGAUGACAUGUCCGAGCCUAUGAGCGACGACUUGGAGGACGGAGAAGAUGUUUCUGGGAGUGAGGAAGAGUCAAAACCCGCAAGGCGAUCCACAGCUACACGAGCUGGCUUGAAGAGUCGGCGCUAA